Phanerochaete carnosa HHB-10118-sp is the source of this 1752-nucleotide messenger RNA. RefSeq lists its product as uncharacterized. Gene Ontology annotation, molecular function: dioxygenase activity. Bases 4 to 1116 code for a protein of 370 amino acids. The transcript has 12 exons. The record is from RefSeq and is a predicted model, not a curated record. Lineage: Eukaryota; Fungi; Basidiomycota; Agaricomycetes; Polyporales; Phanerochaetaceae.
AAAAUGCCGGUCGCUGUCCCUGAGCUUGGUUCGUUCGACUUUGUCCCCGAGACCAAGGAAAAUCUCGAAUGGGCGGACCUCAUUACCUUGGAUUUCGACCUCCUCAGCUCUCCCGAGGGCAAGAGGGAACUCGCCCAGACUCUUGUCAAGGGUGUUCGUGAGGACGGCUUCUUCUACGUGAAGAACUUCAACAUCUCUCAAGAGCGCGUCAACCGUCAGUUUGCCAUCGUAAAGCGUUUCUAUGACCUCCCGGUCGAGGAGAAGCUCAAGCAUGUUCCCGAGGGCCUCGGUGCGUAUCGCACCUCCGGCAGAUCACCUGAUAUUUUCCACAGCUUGGACCCGGUUUCUGGGCUGAGGGACCGCGUUGAGAUCUACAAUAUUCCCAAGUUUAACGGCGAUUUUAAGCAUGAACAUCCCGCAAUCAUUCAGGAGAGUAUUGCCGAGAUAGAGGAGUUAGCCAGGUCUCUGCAUACCGAAGUCCUAGAUCCUCUUCAUGUUCUCCUCGCUAUUGCUCUUGAACUUCCUGAAGACUACUUCAUUAAUAUCCACAAGUAUGAAGUCAAGAGCGAGGACCAUCUGCGGUAUAUGAAGUAUAGCAAGUACACUCCAGAGGAGCGCGCCAAGAUCGGUAACCUCUGGCUAUACGGCCACACUGAUCUCGGGUCGUGGACGCUUCUGUUCCGUCAGCCCGUCGCUGCUCUGCAGAUCCAGAACCACAAGACCGGCGAAUGGAAAUACGUCAAGCCGCGGGACGCCACGUUGACGGUGAACGCCUGCGACGCGCUUUCGUUCCUUACCGGUGGAUAUGUUCGCAGCACCAUUCAUCGUGUUACCUCGCCUCCGAAGGACCAGGGGCACGUUGACCGGCUCGGGUUGCUGUACUUCUUGAGACCGAACAAUCAUGUCAAGCUCUGCACGAUCAAAGAUUCGCCCGUCCUAGAGCGCGAAGGGUACACGGACAAUUCGUUCGAGAAGGGCGGGAACUAUGUACCGACCAUGGAAGAAUGGACAUUUGCCAAGCAAAAGUGGCAGCGCACGAAGGGUACCGUUCGUGGCGAUUCUAAGUACGAGAACGCACAGAUCCUUCCUGGAUACAACGAGAAGCAUUAUGCGUGAGAUUGGAAGGAAAUACGUAAAAUGUACUAUAGCAGGAGCCUGGUUGAUUAUGUGCGAUGGACUAGAACGUACACAGCCUACCCCGCCUUGCUUUCACCCAACACAAUAACAGUUCUAUCUUGCCGGUCUUGGGCAUCGCCCUGCAUCGCCUUUAGCACUCAGCUCCUCGAUUCCGCAGACAAAUCCGGUCGCGUGUUUGAUGGAAAAGCUCGCGCCGGAUGUGACAUGUACGACGCCAGUCGCAUGCACGGACUGACCGGGCUGCAUCCGUGCUCGUAGCUCGGCGAUCCCCAUUUACAGCAUCAAAAACGGGUCGCGGUCGCUCGCCCUCCUGCUCGUAGGGGUAGCAGCUGUACUGGUUCCGCGAAAUAGAAAGGGGUGUCCGUGGCUACUUUCUCGUAGCCUUUGCGAAGGAUCCCUGGGCCGCCUUCGGUAAUCCCCGUGUAGUCGCCAUCGGCACCCGCAGACUCGGAAGCCGCCGCGGUGGUAUGGUCGGCUUUCCAGUGUUACGCGCACGGACUCUGGCUCUUUACGUUCGUUCGACAGGUACGUGACGAAACCAUCGCAGAUGAACACUUCUGAGGCGAGCAGAAUCUUCUCGUCCUUACAAAUGUCGACCCCUGAUGUCAUCAGAUU